Messenger RNA from Momordica charantia (bitter melon), 1608 nucleotides. RefSeq names its product putative UPF0481 protein At3g02645. The record is from RefSeq and is a predicted model, not a curated record. NCBI's taxonomy places the organism in Eukaryota, Viridiplantae, Streptophyta, Magnoliopsida, Cucurbitales, Cucurbitaceae.
AUGGCUUCCAUUCUUGCUGGAACCCUCGAGAAAUCUCAGUGGGUUCUUCAAAUGAACCAAAUCAACGAGCUAAUUGGCGAAAAUGCCCUCGACGCCGCUUCCAAGACCCCCAUUUCCGUCUUCCAGUUGCCGGAUUCCGUCCGCGACGCCCACCCAGAGGUGUACCUCCCCCGCCGUGUCGCGGUGGGGCCGUACCACCACUUCCGACCGGACCUCUUCAAAAUGGACCUCUUCAAACUUGGGAAAGCCAAGAAUCAGAAAUGGGGUCCUCAGCUCGAUCCUUUCCUGGAUCAGCUCAAGUCAUUGGACCUCAAAAUCCGAGCCAGUUUCGAUCAAUCCCUUGAAAUGGAUGCCGAAACCUUAUCCUGGGUUUUGCUGAUCGAUGGCUUAUUUCUACUUGAACUGCUUCAAAAUAGGUAUAAUGGCCAUCCCCUUAAGCUCCCUCUAGAGAUUUUUCAUGGGAAGUUACCGGCUGAGUUUGAGAUUGUUAGUGAUAUACUGAAGCUCGAGAAUCAGAUUCCUCUGUUUGUCCUCAGAGAAAUUUGCCCCAAACAACCCACUAAUUAUUUGCCUGAUCUCUUGUACAAAAUUUCUGCAUCUGUCUCUCCCUUUGAGCUCCCCUGGUUUGAUCCUGAAAUGGUAUUUCAUGAAGAGAUCUACAAUUUGUCUCACCAUUUGCUGCAUUUUCUCUAUUUGCUGCUUUUGCUUACUCCCAUAAAGAAUCUGAUACUGCGACCUCAAUCAAUUUGUUGUAGGGACGGCGAUUGGAAUGCUCCUCCUUAUUCUUAUUAUUUUCCUUCUUCUUUUGAUUCUGAUAGCUUCGUCACUGAGUGUUUCAACAUCUUGGGCUCUGUUAUUAACAUAGCCUUCCUUCAGCAACUGAAAGAGACCUUUAGUUUAAUACAACGAUUGUCUGGACUAUUGCGUUCUAUAACGAAGCCAAAUUUGGGUGAGAAAAAAACCCCUCGAAUCCCUUGUGCAUCAGAGUUGAAAACUGCUGGAGUGCGUUUCAAGUCCACCAAAAACGGCAUUCUGAGGUCUCGUUUUGACCGCAAAACGCUCACUUUAACUCUGCCUUGUAUUAAUCUUGAUGCGUUCUCUCAAGUGUUGCUAAGAAAUCUUGUGGCGUAUGAGGCCGUGGCGGAGCUGAAUCCGCCUUGUUUGGUCAAAUACAUUACGAUCAUGAAUGGGUUGGUGAGAAGUUCCAAGGAUUUGAAGAUUCUUGAGAAAGCAGAGAUCGUUUGCAACUAUUUGGAGAGUGAAAAGGAAGCUGUGGAGAGCUCAACCAGUAGCUUGAAGAAAGAGGGCAUGUUGAAAAUCCAUCUUGAGAGUGCUCAGAAUUCUGCGAGAAGUGAGUACCUUCGAGAAUUGGAGGCAAAUUAUAAGGAGGGAUUGAGGGACAUGGUUGAGGAGAUCAAUAAAUGGUAUGGGAAUUGUUGGAGAAUGAAGAUGAAGAAAUUUUUGUCUCUUGUUUUGCUUUGUUUUGCAAUUCUUGUGGUUGUGUUACUCAUUGGUGCUGUGAUUGCUCGAUUCAUCUGCGGUUUUAGUUUUGUCAGCUGUCCCAAGGGAAUAUUCAAAGCUAGCAUUGCUCUGCAUCAGACGUAUUGA